Molecule: messenger RNA, 1108 nt
Organism: Galeopterus variegatus (Sunda flying lemur)
Lineage: Eukaryota; Metazoa; Chordata; Mammalia; Dermoptera; Cynocephalidae
Gene: EMC9
Product: ER membrane protein complex subunit 9
Exons: 6
Coding region: 247-1062 (271 amino acids)
Cellular component (GO): EMC complex
Source: RefSeq, a predicted model, not a curated record
GGGAUGUAAUCGUGACCUCCUUCUGGGCCGGGCUUGGGAUGGACUCCGGGGCCGAGGUCUCCCGGAGCUGGAGGGCUUCCAGUGAUCCGAGUUAUCGUUCCUGCUGAAUUUAAGUGAGGGGACACGGGAGGGCACCAGGACGCUGAAGAGAGCUUCAUGGACGCUAACGGGGGACCGGCUCGCCAGGGCAGAGUGGGGAACUGGCAGUAAUCGGGCUUCCUGCGUCCCGGGCAGGCCCUGCUCGCCAUGGGGGAGGUGGAGAUCUCGGCGCGGGCCUACGUGAAAAUGUGCCUGCACGCUGCCCGAUACCCACAUGCCGCGGUCAACGGGCUAUUGCUGGCGCCAGCGCCGCGGUCUGGAGAAUGCCUGUGCUUUACCGACUGUGUGCCGCUCUUCCACAGCCACCUAGCCCUGUCCGUUAUGCUGGAGGUCGCCCUCAACCAGGUGGAUGUGUGGGGAGCACAGGCCGGUCUGGUGGUGGCCGGAUACUACCAUGCUAAUGCCGCUCUGGACGACCAGAGGAGCAGCACUGAGCACCUGCUUCCCACAGCACUCAAGCAUCAAACAGUUGUGCAUCAAGUAGGCCCAAGCCCCCCAGGCCAGCUACAGGGAAAGGCCACAGCUGCAUCUAUGUCUAUGAGACCUGGGAGGCCCAGCACAGAUGGACAGGGCCUGCCCAGUUGGCUCCUUACUCCUCUGAUCUUCCUUCUACACAGCCCUGGGCCCCUGGCCUUGAAAAUCGCUGGGCGAAUUGCAGAAUUCUUCCCUGAUGCAGUACUUAUUAUGUUGGAUAAUCAGAAACUGGUGCCUCAGCCUCGUGUGCCCCCAGUCAUCGUCCUGGAGAACCAAGGUCUCCGUUGGGUGCCCAAGGACAAGAACUUAGUGAUGUGGAGGGACUGGGAAGAGUCACGGCAGAUGGUGGGAGCACUACUGGAGGGCCGGGCUUACCAGCACCUUGUGGACUUUGACUGCCACCUUGAUGACAUCCAGCAGGACUGGACCAACCAGCAGCUCAACACCCAAAUCGCCCAGUGGGUUGGUCCCACCAAUGGAAAUGCCUGAGGCAGGAGACUCAGGAUCCAAUAAAGAGACUUGGGCUGAUGGGUAA